Molecule: messenger RNA, 3940 nt
Organism: Fundulus heteroclitus (mummichog)
Lineage: Eukaryota; Metazoa; Chordata; Actinopteri; Cyprinodontiformes; Fundulidae
Gene: hps3
Product: HPS3 biogenesis of lysosomal organelles complex 2 subunit 1
Exons: 25
Coding region: 232-3414 (1060 amino acids)
Biological process (GO): organelle organization
Cellular component (GO): cytoplasm
Source: RefSeq, a predicted model, not a curated record
CUGUUAUUAUAGACGCUUUACUUCCUGUUUUACGGCUUGAACUCAUCAAUAAACUGCUGCAGUCGCUCAAUGAGGAAGAAGGAGAAAAAGCGAAGGGCUUGACAGCAAUCAGUAUUCCAGUGGAUGACGCCUCCAGAAGAAUAAAUAAACCAAACUGAAUGGACAGGAAAGCAGUUAGUAUUUAAAUUUCCAUCCUGUUGCUGAACCUCCUUUCCAAAACCAGGACCAAACAUGGUGCAUGUCUACAACUGCCAUCCUUUCGCCUCACAGCAGAUUGUACAGGUGGAGCAGGAACCUGGGCUCGUGUGCUGUGGAGGCGGAGCGCUGUUUGUGGUGACGACAGGAGGAUGCAAGGUGGAGGUGUUCUGUCUGGAAAAGGAGGGCUGCCCUCUGAUCUGCCGCUUUGCCACCAUGGGCACGGUGAGGAGAAUCCAGUACAGCACCAUAGGAGACUACUUGGUAACCAUCGAGGAAAAGAACAGCGCCACCUAUCUGAGAGUCUACACAAAUUGGCGCUACCAGGCGGAGGAGAAGGCCCGUAUCGGCGUGCGUUUAUUGGGCCACUUGCUCCGUGGGGCGUCCGUUUGGGGCGGCGUGCAGAUGGAGAUCAUCGAGAUCCCUCUGUCCGGGCUUCCUGUCGCCCUGGCCUGCUGCUCGGUGAAGGGAGACCUCCUGGUCGCCUGUGAGAACACGCUGGUUCUUUUUGCUUUGAGGAGGCAAACCCAACAGAACCUGCCAAAGGAGAACCAGCAGAACCUCCAGAGCUCCUGGCCGAACUCGGAGCAGAGCUGCAGUCAGAGUCGAGGUCGAACUUCUUGUCCAAAUCAGGAUCUUUCUGUUCUGGACUUUGAACGUUCGGUCAUCUUGCAUCUCUCAAAGAUUACCCCUAAGCAGGUGGCGCUGUGUGGAGGUUAUGUGGCUGUCCAGGCAGAGCUUGAAGUUCUGGUUCUGAAGCUGGAAGCAACGACCGAGCCCGCAGCCGCGGACGACCCGUCGGACUCCUCUAAGAGCGCAGAUUAUCCAGAAGACCAGAGCGAUUUCCUCCUCGUUCCGAAACACCAGGAGCUUCUCGGCGAUCAAGCCAAGGACUGCGACGUCCCCGUCAACGUCGAACAGACGGGGCUGGAGGACAGGAGGCGCUACACGCUCUCCUACGUUCUCUUUAGGCGUUUCACUCCAGAGUUCUUUCAGGGCUGCGGCGUGGAGGAGAUGCAGCUCCACUCCCUGCAGCUCUACCCGAUGUUCAUCGGUAACCAGUCGGCGUCUGUGGACGGCCCGGCCUGCAUGUUCUGUUUCUUCUCCCUUCCCACCGCUGGGUACCUGUACAGCCUGAGGGGCGGCGUUGAGCUCCUCUCUGCCUAUCAGUACCCAGAGAAGGUGCUGCAGGCGGUGCUAACGGAUCACCUGCUGCACGUUAUAACAAACAGGAACGCCCUGCAGUCCUUCACGGUGCGUUGUGCCGCAGUAGCAGCCAGGGUGGAAGACCCCUACAUUGACACCACCAUGAAGGCUUGUCCACCGUGCAGUCUGGAGGUGUGUGCGCUCAGAAUGCAGUUAUUCAUCGGUCUGCGGUCAGUGUGUGCUUACGGCUGCCAUGUUAUCCUGCUCUCCACUGCUGACACAGAAACACCAGAGGAAACCGAGCGCCACACGCAACGCAGGAGCCUCGAGUUGAAAGAGCACAACAUGCUGACUGGUAUUUUCCUCGCGGUGGGAAUCGAUCCCGCAACCACACCAGCUCUGGAGAACCUUCUGUCACGGCCCUUCCUGACCAGGAGGUGGGCAACCCCGUCCCCCAAAGAACCCAGUACUGUUGGACAUGGCUGGAAUCUCUAUGUUGUUGACACCGUGCCCCCCCUCACACUCUACCAGGAGAUGGUUGAGUACAGCCAGCGCUAUGCAGAGAACAACCCACAGGGCCUGAGUCUUCGACACCUCCUCGGUGAAGCUCACCUCCUCCUCCGCUCCUCCCUGCUGCAGUCAUCAGAGCAGCGGCAGAACGCCGACGGCGCCAGAAAGAUGGCUGCACAGACCCAGAGGGAGGAGCUGGAGGAGGCGUUCAGACAGAACUGUGCCCAGCUUGGAGACUGUUUCAGCAGGGGUUGCCAGAAGGAUUGCCACCUGGCUUUGCCGUACUACAGGAUGUCCGGUCUGUCAGUCACUGAAGUCAUCUCCAGAAACCGCCCACUUCCAGGUAGCCCUCACACCUACGGACCGGGUUUCCUGUUUUAUCUGAAACACUUCCUGUUAGAGGAAACGGAUCAGACCCUCAGUCAGGAAGACGCUGACGAGGUGGCUCGGAUUUUCGGCCAGUCGGAGCCGUCGAUGCUUGUCAGCGUGUGCGCCAGUCCGUGCAUGAUGAACGUCGACGCCGCUGCGGCGCUGCAGAUUCUAAGAUGCUGGGAGGACACCGCUGGCGUGUCGGUGCCUCUGACCAUCACCAUGGCGGCCAUGAUGCUGCGCCUGGGCGACCUGGCUCAGUACACAGAGCUGAUGGAGCGCCAUGCUGAGAUGCUGCUGGUGUACGGGUUCAUUGAGGAGCCGAGGCUGCUGCUGCACGGCGGCGGAGGAGGCAAGCACGCUCAGGUCUGUCCCACAGCGCUGGCCCGGCAGCUGGCCGACUCCCAGCCUGGACUGCUGGUGGCUGCCAUGGUGGCCUUACACGAGAACAGCAAGGUUCAGCUGGAGCAGGCGGACCACGUCUACAAGGAGCUGGGAUGUGAGAACAGCUUGCAGGUGGACUUUUGGGAGGCGAUGCUGAUGGCGUCCUCCCAGGAUGCCGUCAUUCAGGAGCUUCUGUUCCGGCUGGCUUCGGUUUACAUCGACCGGCUGACGCCCGGCGCAGCCCCAACGAAACACAAGUCCCUGAAAAGUGCUGACGACCUGAUCAGUUCCUGCUCUCAUUAUGGUGCUCUUUACCCGUGGCUCACUUUCCUGAACCCGGUCCAAACUUCCAGCUAUCAACACUGGGAGGCGCUACACAAACUGCAGUCCCUGCUAUGCGGUCCUUCCCUCCCUGUUGAUGCUGUUGCCCCUCUGUUGGAGAGUCUGUCUGAGGAAACCCUGUGGGGCUUUAGCCUGCACCUGCUCUGUGCCACCAGGAGGGGGCACUACGGCAGCAGCAUCGAGCAGUUGCUGGACCGCUGUCCUCAGGCCAUUAUAGCCUACGCCAACCACCAGUUACAGGAUAAACACAUGGCCCUCUGGUGGCAGAAGCUUCUUCCUGAGCUGUGCAGUCGGACGAGGGCAGCCGCUGACAACAGCAUCCUGCUGGGGGCUCUUAAAGAGACGCUGGUCGUGGUUGCCAUGCAGACGAGCCCCGCAGAGUUCCUGGAGCUCAUCCCAGACGAUGGCGCGGCGUCGUUCUUCCUGCCUCACCUGCUCACCUGCAGCCAAAGACACCUGCUGGCCUGACCGUGUUCGGGGAGGACAGAAACCCGCCGGGGACCAGUCAGAGCUCCUGGGGGGUUUGGGGCGAAGGUCGAUCACCGGGCUGGAAGGUGAUUCUGCCUGCCGAGUUGCCGUUUAUCUGGUUAGUCUUAGACAAUCUGCUGCUUUUAGGAUCAAUAAAAUUCAAUCAAACACUCAACCAUGUUGGUUAAAUCUUAAAAUGUAUUUAUUUCCUGCUGCACUGGAUUGAGAACAUUAUUUUUAUUUCCCCUGAGCUUCUCAGUAUCUAAUGUAAAUAAAGUAUAUCUAUUAUAAACCAUGUGAAUGCCUUGUUUAUAUUUAACUAUUUAAGAUGGCCAUCUUGUUCUUUUAAAUGCUUUCAUGCAGAGAUUUCUGGACAGUUUCACGGCUGUAAAAUCAGUCGGGAGAUUAUCUUGGAUUCCUGCUUUGUUUCUUUUCUCACAAUUGAGUAAAAUUUACGUUAUAUGAGGUGUCUUGGCGAUGGAGAAAGAAACUGAGUCUUAAAUAAAUAUUUUACUCAAACCACAAA